This is a messenger RNA of Marasmius oreades (fairy-ring Marasmius), 2831 nucleotides long. RefSeq lists its product as uncharacterized. The transcript is spliced from 10 exons. Bases 99 to 2831 code for a protein of 910 amino acids. Gene Ontology annotation, molecular function: nucleotidyltransferase activity. NCBI's taxonomy places the organism in Eukaryota, Fungi, Basidiomycota, Agaricomycetes, Agaricales, Marasmiaceae. The record is from RefSeq and is a predicted model, not a curated record. Gene Ontology annotation, biological process: RNA 3'-end processing.
GCCGAAGGGAGUUUCUCACAACCACAACGUUUCCCAGUGUAACUCCAUUCAAUCCCCCUACCAAGUCCUGCUGGCCGGAAUACUCUUGGUUUAUUAUCAUGGCUUACCCUCAGACCAUGAACCAGCAGUCGAUACAUCAACACCGCGAUGUCAAUUCACAUGCCCCUCAUCGCAGACAGCAGUCGAAGCAACGUUUUGUCACCGAGCUUUCCCAAUGCCUAGUCGAUUUCGUUAUCCAACUCCUACCGACGCAAGAAGAGAUGCAAGUGAAGGAGGAUGUGAGGAAGCUGCUAGAAAGACUGAUCCGCACAAUUGAGCCUCAGAGCAGGCUCUUGUCGUUUGGCAGUACUGCCAACGGAUUCAGCCUCAAGAACUCUGAUAUGGACCUUUGCUGCUUAAUUGACUCGGAUGAACGACUGUCUGCAUCAGAUCUAGUGACGAUGUUAGGAGACCUACUCGAACGUGAAACCAAGUUUCACGUCAAACCCUUACCUCAUGCAAGGAUUCCCAUCGUCAAGUUAUCCCUUGAUCCCUCGCCAGGACUACCGUUCGGAAUAUCCUGCGAUAUUGGAUUUGAAAACCGACUGGCUUUGGAGAACACCCGGCUUCUCAUGUGUUACGCCAUGGUUGACCCAACUCGCGUACGCACAAUGGUGUUAUUUCUAAAAGUAUGGAGCAAACGGCGGAAAAUCAAUUCACCCUACAAGGGAACACUCUCCUCAUAUGGAUACGUCUUACUUGUCAUCUAUUUCCUCGUCCACGUCAAAAAUCCGCCUGUACUUCCCAACCUCCAGCAGAUGCCGCCUUUGCGUCCUAUAUCCAAGAAUGAAACACAUUUAAAUGAAUAUAAUAUGUGGUUCUUUGAUGACAUCGAUCUUCUACGCCAGAGAUGGCGCUCAGAGAACACGGAAAGUGUCGCAGAAUUGUUGAUCGACUUCUUUAGGUUCUUUUCCAAAGAUUUCCAGUACAAUCUUGGCGUUGCUUCAAUACGAGCCGGAUGGAUCAAGAAGGAAGUCAAAGGUUGGCAGAACGAUCUGUCAGCAAGUCGAUACAACGAUGCUCGAGAGCGCAAUCGUUUGUGCAUUGAGGAUCCAUUCGAAUUAGAUUUCAACGUCGGAAGAUGUGUGACAAGAGAUGGCUUAUACACAAUACGAGGCGAAUUUAUGCGCGCAUCGCGGAUCCUCGCUAGCAGACCUGAACGUGCGAUCUUAGCAUUGGCCGAUUUGUGUGAAGAGAGGAAAGAUGACGACCUCAUGACCGCGCCUCCGUUCGCAGCGCCUCGCCAGGUACCACCCCAGACACCUUAUUCAGUCGGCAGUCGUCCAAUGCGAGCUAAGGCUCCAACCAUACCUGAUCAACUUCCCAUCCCGACAAAGCUUUCGAAUCCGGAUGCGGGUUCUACAUCAUCACCACAAGUACAACCACGAUCUCCACCCGAACAUAUGGCACCCAAGAGAGGGAAAUGGACUAGCCCUCCCCCACCUGAAGCUCCAUCAGCCGACCAUACCCUGUACGAAAGCCAAUUAGGAAAAGGAUUGGAACUCGCCACAGCAUCCACGGAGGCACGAGAAAAGGAAGACGCUUAUAACUCAUCCUCAAGUAACAGUGAGAUCCUCGACGACGAGGAUCGUUCAGAUGCAGCGUCUGACGAUGUCAAAUCGAUUCAUUCGUUUACGGAAGGCUCGGCAUUCUCGACUAAUUUCUCAUACCGUCGUCCCCCUUGGAUCGCCCAAGCACCUCCUAUGCGACUUGCCCCAGCACAAGUUGACCUGAACACCGAGCCUCCAUCGAAGUUUUUACUUGGUCCUCGUGGGAGACUACAUCGGUUAGAAAAUGGCUCCCCGUCUCCGUCUUCGUCGCCCAGCCUCAUCCCAGCACCCAAGACUGACUCAUCAAAGCGAUCAACAUCGACUCCUUCGCGAUCUACGGGAAUUCCAUGGUCGCCGAAGACACCUUUAGCAAUGAAUAUACCACUUCCUCCUUCACCCGAAUCGCCAACGAGUCCUGAAUUUUCGGAACCUGCAACUGUAUUUUAUCAAACUGGGCACACCAGAUCGCCUCGACCUACCUUUGUAUACCCCAGCACGGGAUCACAUUCCCCAUUGCUUCCUCACUAUAGUAUUCAUCGUCCGUAUUACAUGUCGGCUUUGCCCCGUGACAUAUUCUCUUCCAACCUCCCGCCAGCAAUAAUUCGCGGCUACGGCCAUGACGUUUCGGAUUCUGGGAGGUUAUCAGAUGGCCCCAACACCCCGACACCUACUUCUUUUGCAUCACAUUCACAUUCACAUUCCUCAUCCACUAUCUCUGCUCCUACUCCUCCAGCCAGCGCAUCAAAAUUCCCUCAAAGCAAUGUAGUUCAUAGUUCAUCGCAUAUUCCAUCGUCACCAGAUCUUUUUUCACAUGAAAACUCCUUGUCACACCAAUCGAAUCGACACCUUCGAUCAUCAGCACCAGUCAAAUCCUCUGAAGAAUUUUUGAACCUCAAUUCUAAUUCUGUUGAUGGGGACUCCAGCAAUCCGGAUGCAAUGUCACCUGAUACUAUCCAUUCCCACUCAAGUCGCAGUUCGCCUGCAUCGUCGUCAUCUACUGGGUAUGCAACGUCUGUGUCGCCUUCGCCGUCCCCUCGUUUACUGUCGACUACUGAGGCACCUAUAUCGUCGGGAUUCCUGCAUUUAAAAUCGCAGGUACCAGUACCUCGUCUUCCGGCACCACUUCGACCUACUGAAGACCUAGGCAAGGUUGCAUUGGUGCAGUCUCCGAAUGGUGCAGCUGCUAUCAAGGUCGACAUUCUCAGCGUCGAUGGGGAGCCUGGCCGCUUUGCAGAACGAUAG